AUGACAACCUCCUCCUCCACACCUCUUCCAGACCCCACGCAUCGAAAGCGCGAGCUCCCCCAGAACGAGUUGGAAGCCACCUCGCAGCUUAAACUGGGCGAAUUUCAGAACGUGCCGACUCUCUCGUUAUCGGAGGCCCGGUUGGUUAUUAAUAAGGUGCUGGAUCUGAGAAGGAAGGGUGAACAUAAAUUUGAGGAGAGGGAGACACUGGUUAAAACGCAAGAUUACCUGGAGCUCUUCGCACGAUUCAAGGAGAAGGAGAACAUCGAAGCUGUUGAACGUCUUCUGUCUGCGCACACCGAGCUGGAAUUUUUUGAGAGGUCGCAACUAGGAAGUCUCUGCUGCAAUGAUGCUGAAGAAGCCAAGUCCCUGAUUCCUAGCAUAGGGAACAAAAUCUCAGACACCGAACUUCAAGAGUUACUGGAUGAAUUGACGAAACUGAGAAAUUUCGUGGAGUGA
This is a messenger RNA of Paracoccidioides brasiliensis Pb18, 459 nucleotides long. Its product is annotated as DNA-directed RNA polymerase II subunit RPB4. Bases 1 to 459 code for a protein of 152 amino acids. The transcript has 3 exons. Gene Ontology annotation, cellular component: RNA polymerase II, core complex; P-body. Gene Ontology annotation, molecular function: nucleotide binding; translation initiation factor binding. Gene Ontology annotation, biological process: mRNA export from nucleus in response to heat stress; nuclear-transcribed mRNA catabolic process, deadenylation-dependent decay; transcription initiation at RNA polymerase II promoter. The record is from RefSeq and is a predicted model, not a curated record.